AUGGCUCUGGCUGGCGGUCCGUUCCACAAUGAUUGUGCACAGAUGUCAGGCCAGUCCGCCGCCUGUCUGGGAAACGCUGCUUCAGAACUGCUGACGGUUGGCAUGUCAGCGGAGGCCUUUCAACAGACACCAAUUACUGCCACCACGCGGCGGCGUGUUCUCGCCACGCGCCAACUGAAUGUAUCCGAAUUCGCCUCCAGCCUGCCCACACAGAACAACCUCAAAAUCUCCCUCAGGCUGGCCUCCAAGAAGGUGACCUCUGUUGUGCUGAUUCUCACCCUGCACGGUCUGAUGCUGAGAACUGGCGAGGCCACGUAA
Molecule: messenger RNA, 318 nt
Organism: Dibothriocephalus latus
Lineage: Eukaryota; Metazoa; Platyhelminthes; Cestoda; Diphyllobothriidea; Diphyllobothriidae
Source: the annotation of a GenBank genome assembly